Messenger RNA from Fusarium subglutinans, 1062 nucleotides. RefSeq names its product sulfite oxidase s. NCBI's taxonomy places the organism in Eukaryota, Fungi, Ascomycota, Sordariomycetes, Hypocreales, Nectriaceae. The transcript has a single exon. Gene Ontology annotation, cellular component: mitochondrion. The record is from RefSeq and is a predicted model, not a curated record. Bases 1 to 1062 code for a protein of 353 amino acids. Gene Ontology annotation, molecular function: oxidoreductase activity; molybdenum ion binding.
AUGGAAUCAGUAAUCGCAAAGACCAUGAACAAUGCCGUCUCCCAGUUGCCAGCCUCAGGAGCCGAGAGAGAGGCUUGUAUAUCCAUUGAUCCCGAAGGUUUCUUCCUGCGCCCUCCGCCGACACCUCACCAUCUAUCGUCCUUUAUCACACCAGAUGAACAUUUAUUCCAGACCAUACAUAUGGGUGCUGCUGUAGUCGAUGAAGCAAAGUGGUUGCUGGUAAUCGACGGCCUUGUGCGAAAACCAUUCGCCCUCUCCUUGGCACAACUCAAAGCGUUGCCUCAGACUUCUGUUACGUCCUUUCACGAAUGCUACGGAAGUCCGCUGAAACCGCCGACGAGCAAUCCUUGGCGCAUUGGUAACGUGGUAUGGAGUGGCGUUCGACUGUCGACUAUUCUCGCUCUUGCAGAGCCCCUUCCUGAAGCACACUUUGUCUGGUCAGAAGGUCUCGAUCAGGGAAAGUUCUUUGAGUACGAAGCAGACCGUUAUCAGAAGGACUUACCGGUGACCAAGGCACAAAGGCCUGAGGUACUUCUCGCCUGGAAGAUCAACGGUGAGCCACUCUGUAAAGAACGAGGCGGACCGGUGAGACUUGUUGUCCCUGGCUGGUUCGGCACGAAUUCGACAAAGUGGCUUUGUAGACUUUCACUAGAGGGGACUCGUGCACCUGGCCCUUUUGCAUCUGUCCUUUACAACGAGAAAGACCCAGCAGAUCCUGAGGGAGUUAGGAUGCGGCCGGUAUGGGAAGUCGAAGUGAACUCGAUGAUAACGAAGCCUGCGGCCUCGGAAGCCAUCUCUGCAGGAUUGGUAACGGUGGAAGGCUGGGCUUGGAGCCAUGAUGGUGUUGCACUGGUAGAAGUUAGUAAAGACGAAGGACAGAGCUGGGUUCGAGGAAAGGUAGAUACCAAAGAAGAUCAGGCCUGGCAAAGGUUCACUGUCGCCGUUGAACUUGAGUCUGGCAUUUUGAAGUUGAUUGCUCGGGCAACUUCUGAAAGUGGGAUGCAGCAGCCUUUGGCCGGAAGACGCAAUCAUGUCCAUAGCAUUACGGUAAAUGUCAAAUGA